GCCCUAGCAACUCCCUUCUAUAAAUGAAGGAAGAAAUAAUAAUUCUGGCAACAUCAAAACGGCGAUAUUUCAAUUAUUAAAAAUGGCAGAGGUCGAAAUCGUAUCAACGUCCUUAGUUGGAGCUGCCGGUGCAUCAACGGCGGAAAGAUCAAGAAUUGAGUUGACCCCAUGGGAUCUGCGACUCCUCCUGAUUGGCUCCAUCCAGAAAGGCCUCCUCUUCCACAAACCCACCCCUCAACAAGAACAAAACCUCUUCAUCCACUCCACGUUAAUUGAUCACCUGAAAACCUCUCUUUCCGCCGCUCUCGAUUUCUUUCCUCCUCUUGCCGGCCGUUUUGCUACGGACGAGGAGGAUGAGAAGCAUAACACCUCCACCGUUUUUGUCGACUGCAAUAAUGCAGGUGUCGAGUUCGUAGAAGCCAAGGCCGCCGGCAUCACCGUCGCGGCCAUUCUUGAUCCGUCCAACGACGGCGCUGCAAAGACAAUCCGAUCUUUCUUUAACCUUAACGGAAACCGUAACUGCGACGGGAUCUGCAAGCCGCUGCUGGGAGUGCAAGUAACGGAGCUUCUCGACGGCUACUUCAUCGGCUGCACUUUGAACCACGCCCUUGGCGACGGCGCUUCCUUCUGGAACUUCUUCCGUUCUUGGUCGGAGCUAUCACGCGGUUGCCCUCAAAUCUCGGAACCUCCCAUCCUGGACCGCUGGUUCCCGGAAAACACCACCCGCCCGGUUCGUCUCCCUAUGGUUCUCAACAAAGAAAGACUAUCUCUCGGCUGUAUGAAAACUCCGCCGGCAUAUGCAGAGCGGGUAUUCCGGCUGAGCAGAGAAGCCAUAGCCAAGCUCAAAGAAAAAGUGAACUCUGAAUCGGGAAUGCCAAACAACAACCCCAUCUCCUCCCUGCAGGCAUACAUGGCCCACAUAUGGGUAUCGGUCACUCGCGCACGGGAACUCGACGGGAACGAAGACGUUCAACUCUCCAUUACCAUCGGAGCCCGAUCGAGGGUCCCACUGCCGGAAGGGUACUGGGGAAAUGCGAUUUACCUAAAGAUGGUGUCGGCUAAAGCAGGGGAGCUCAUAGAGAAAGGAGUGGGUUGGGCAGCUUUGAAGCUGAAGGAAACUGUGGAGAAGCAGACGCGUGAAGAAGUGAUGAAUGAGUAUGUGAACUGGGUGAGAUCGCCGGCGUUUCUCAGCGAGAAGAAGCUUUACUUGGCUGGUAAUACGCUGGUCAUAAGCAGCUCUCCCCGGUUUGACAUGUACGGUGCGGAUUUCGGGUGGGGGAAGCCGGUUGCGGUGAGGAGCGGAAUGGGGCAUAAGUCGGACGGGAGAGUCACCCUUUUGGCCGGACCGGAGGAAGGGAGUGUGGAUAUAGAGCUCUGCAUUCUACCCAAGACUUUAAUGGGACUUUGUAACGACCCAGCGUUCAUGGAGUAUUUCACUAUUCCGGGAUGUUAAUUAACGGAUCCAAGGAUUGUUCUAUGGUACCUCUAAAAAUUUUGAAGUGGAAACGCCAUAAAAUCUGAAGUUCUACGCUUAAGGGAAGAAAUGUUGUUGGUGGAUGCAGGACUUGGGACCCCCAGAAUUUGAAUGCAAGAUGAGCCUACAGGAGUCUCAAUCAACAAGCCACCAGGUUUGAGAAUAAGGUGGGAUCCCUGGAUCUAGUAGCCGGUGAAUCACUGGGGGGAGGGGGUUGUGACUUGAAAGUGGCGACGGGGCAAGGGUAAAUGGGCGGCGAUUCAGUGAAGGUCUCAACAGAGAAAUGGGGCAUCCGUUUCAUGUUGCUUUUGUCCAAUCCUCUUCCGCAACUUUGCAUAUUUAAACCACGUCAGGUUUUCGCCUCAGGAUGUGCUUGUUAAAAUCAAGGUGAUUGUGUAUUGGAUCUUGUUCAGUUUGUACCCUAACUCUACUAUCGAUCUUAGAUUCUGGCCUUAAUUUGCUUUGAAUGUUAUAAUGGUAUUAUUUGAAACCAGUUCUCUGCAUAUGUAUUAGUUUAACUUUGCACUCUAAUUUUUCAUCCAUGUUUGAGUUUGUACCUAUUUUCCAAAGUCAAUAGUAUUUGC
Molecule: messenger RNA, 2058 nt
Organism: Cuscuta europaea
Lineage: Eukaryota; Viridiplantae; Streptophyta; Magnoliopsida; Solanales; Convolvulaceae
Source: the annotation of a GenBank genome assembly